AUGCAGAAUUUAAGUUCAAAGCCCCACACUGGCAGAAUAGAAUCAAGGAAUCUUACAAUAGGUUUGGUCUACUUAUCACAGACUCUCAUUGGAAUACUUGGGAAUUUUUCUCUCAUUUUUUACUAUGCCUUCCUUUCUUUCACUACAUCUAGAUUAAAAUCUACAGAUUUGAUUCUAAAGCAUCUGAUUAUGGCCAACUCCUUGCUCAUACUCUCUAAAGGAGUUCCCCAGACAAUAUCAUCCUUGGGCUUGAAAGAUUUCCUCAGUGAUCUUGGAUGCAAAAUUGUUUUCUAUGCUCACAGAGUGGGAAGGGGUGUGUCUAUUAGCUCAACCUGCAUUCUCAGUGUCUUCCAGGCCAUCACCAUUAGUCCUAUGGACACCAGAUAUGCAGGAUUUAAAUUCAAAGCCCCAAGAUAUGUAGGCAUCAUCUGUACACUCUGCUGGGUUCUGUUCAUGAUAGUAAAUAUAAUUGUUCUAAUGUACGUGACUGCCAAAAGGAGCAAUAGAAACAUCACUAAUCAAAAAGAUUUGGGAUUUUGCGUGGGUGCUAAUUAUGGAAAGCCUCAGAAAAUUCUACAUUCAGUAGUAUUUUCACUUCCUGAUGUUCUGUUUAUGGGGCUAAUGAUAUGGAGUAGUAGCUUUAUGGUUUUCAUCCUGCUCAGGCACAAGCAGCAGGUACAGCAUAUACACACAACCCGUGUUUACCAAAAAUGCUCCAGUGUAGAUCGAGCUACAAAAACAAUCCUUCUGCUUGUGAGUACCUUUGUCUGCUUUUACAUGAUUUCCUCCAUUACACAGGUAAUUAUUAUUGUGAAUAACAGUCCUACCUGGUUUCUGGUGAACUUAGCUACAUUAUUUGGUGCCGGCUUUCCAACUGUCAGCCCCUUUCUGCUAAUUACCCAAGACUCCAAUGCAAGCAGGUUCAAUCUUCAUUGGAUAUUGACUAGGAAGUCCUCGCAUCUUAUAAGGAGCAUGUGA
Messenger RNA from Arvicanthis niloticus (Nile rat), 978 nucleotides. The record is from RefSeq and is a predicted model, not a curated record. NCBI's taxonomy places the organism in Eukaryota, Metazoa, Chordata, Mammalia, Rodentia, Muridae.